GGAGGAGCCGCAGACCGUCGCCGCGGGGGGUGGGGGGCCGGUCUCCGGCCGCAGCGCCGCCGCCAUCACGGACUUCCUGUGGGACAAGCGCACGGGCCUCGCAGCCAGAACGAUGCCUCACCCCCGAAGAUACCGUUCUUCAGAGCGGGGCAGCCGGGGCAGCUACCAUGAACACUACCGCAGUCGAAAACAUAAGCGUAGGAGAAGCCGUUCUUGGUCCAGCAGCAGUGACCGGACUCGGCGGCGCCGGCGAGAAGACAGCUAUCAUGUCCGUUCUAGGAGCUAUGAUGAGCACUCUUCUGACAGGCGGGCUUAUGACCGACGAUACUGUGGCAGCUACAGGCGUGACUACAGUCGGGACCGAGGGGAACCUUACUACGAAGCUGAGUAUCGACAUUCCUAUGAGUACCACCGGGAUGACAGCUAUCGUAGUCAGCGCAGUAGCCGUAGGAAACACAGGCGGCGAAGACGACAUAGCCGGACAUUCAGCCAUUCAUCUUCGCAGCACAGCAGCCGGAGAGCCAAGAGUGUGGAGGACGACGCUGAGGGUCACCUCAUCUACCACGUCGGGGACUGGCUACAAGAGCGAUAUGAGAUUGUGAGCACUCUAGGAGAAGGGACCUUUGGCCGAGUUGUACAGUGUGUGGAUCAUCGAAGGGGUGGAGCUCGGGUUGCCCUAAAGAUCAUUAAGAAUGUGGAAAAGUACAAGGAGGCAGCACGACUGGAAAUCAAUGUUCUGGAGAAGAUCAACGAAAAGGACCCAGACAAUAAGAACCUGUGUGUCCAGAUGUUUGACUGGUUUGACUACCAUGGCCACAUGUGUAUCUCCUUCGAGCUCCUGGGCCUCAGCACUUUCGACUUCCUCAAAGACAACAACUACCUGCCCUACCCCAUCCACCAAGUGCGCCACAUGGCAUUCCAGCUGUGUCAGGCCGUCAAGUUCCUCCAUGACAACAAGCUGACACAUACGGACCUCAAGCCAGAAAACAUCCUGUUUGUGAAUUCGGAUUAUGAACUCACCUACAACCUGGAGAAGAAACGGGAUGAACGGAGUGUGAAGAAUACAGCAGUGCGGGUAGUGGAUUUUGGCAGUGCCACUUUUGACCACGAACACCAUAGCACCAUUGUCUCCACUCGACAUUACCGAGCUCCAGAGGUCAUCUUGGAGCUCGGCUGGACUCAGCCCUGUGACGUGUGGAGCAUCGGCUGCAUCAUCUUCGAGUACUACGUUGGCUUCACCUUGUUCCAGACUCAUGACAACCGAGAACACUUGGCCAUGAUGGAGAGGAUCCUGGGGCCCAUUCCCUCUCGAAUGAUCAGAAAAACCAGGAAGCAGAAGUAUUUUUACCGGGGUCGACUGGAUUGGGAUGAGAACACAUCGGCUGGCCGUUAUGUGCGAGAGAAUUGCAAACCUCUGCGGCGAUACCUGACAUCAGAGGCAGAUGAACACCACCAGCUAUUUGACCUGAUUGAGAGCAUGCUAGAAUAUGAACCUGCCAAGCGACUGACCCUGGGCGAAGCCCUUCAACAUCCUUUCUUUGCCCGCCUUAGGGCUGAACCUCCAAGCGCUAAGGUGUGGGACUCCAGUCGGGAUAUCAGCCGGUGACAACUGGGCCUGGGGCCCCUGGUUGCCUCUUCCGGCAAUGAGUGGCCAAUCUGGGACACUGGUGCUUUUUUAUACAAAAGAAUGGAGCAGGAGUAACUUCCCUCACCCUCCUCCUGGCUCCUUUGUAAACCUGUGAAUAUGUGAGAUAGUGUAAAUACAGCAGAGCUCUCUGGCCUUUAUUCUCUUCCCUCUUUGAAGCCCUGUAUAUAAAGCUGUCCCUUCAACACCCUCUCGGGCCUUCAUUUGCUCUUUCCAGCAGUGCUGGAGAGGGCGUGAGGUGGUGAGGUAGUACCUACCCUAUGUUUUAUAAGGAAUUUUGUACAGUCUUUGUGAAAUAAAAUAUGAUGUGCUUCAACUGA
Messenger RNA from Antechinus flavipes (yellow-footed antechinus), 1965 nucleotides. It is a transcript of the gene CLK2, whose product is annotated as CDC like kinase 2. Gene Ontology annotation, cellular component: nucleus. The record is from RefSeq and is a predicted model, not a curated record. NCBI's taxonomy places the organism in Eukaryota, Metazoa, Chordata, Mammalia, Dasyuromorphia, Dasyuridae. Gene Ontology annotation, biological process: protein phosphorylation; regulation of RNA splicing. Gene Ontology annotation, molecular function: protein tyrosine kinase activity; ATP binding. The transcript is spliced from 13 exons. The coding region runs from base 113 to 1606 and encodes 497 amino acids.